This is a messenger RNA of Alosa alosa (allis shad), 2132 nucleotides long. RefSeq lists its product as uncharacterized. The transcript is spliced from 7 exons. Gene Ontology annotation, molecular function: protein binding. The coding region runs from base 526 to 1650 and encodes 374 amino acids. The record is from RefSeq and is a predicted model, not a curated record. NCBI's taxonomy places the organism in Eukaryota, Metazoa, Chordata, Actinopteri, Clupeiformes, Clupeidae.
GCGUUUCAGAAAAACAGCGCACAGAAAACUCCAGGGAACCGACGCCCUGUGAACUGAGGAACUGAAAACGGCUAUCUUGCGGACACAUCAACACAGCUCACAAGAAGUGCGCAACAACCUAUGGCAACAACACAGGAAAAGUUCCCUUGCUAAGUCAAGUUCCGGAUGUCACGCGCUGGUUUGCGGCCACAUAGAGCCCGGGUGCCCAGUGUCGCUUUUGACACCUUAACCGCAAAAUGACACGGGGGAGGUUUGCUGUGGUUUGCCUGGUAUGACGGAGAUUUAAAUAUUCUCGACUGAGUCAUUUUACUCUUUUCCCAAUGUUUCUACACGCGGAGAGCAAGGUGUCUGUUGUUUUUUGUGUUCGACACCUAUUUUGUUGUUGUUGAUGGUUUCCGCAUCCUUCCCGUAUGGAGUAGGCUUGGCCAUAACCAGGAAUUGCGUGGGAAAGAAACGAAAUCGAAACUUAGGCUACGCGAGUCUGAAAAUGGAGUUCAAUUGUUUGACGUCGUCUACACUUACGCGAUGAACAUAACUGGAUUUUUUAUCUUUUGCGCGACUUCCACAGUUCUCUGUCGAGCCUUGGAGCCAUCUCCUCCUCCAUACGAUGUGGGUCUGGAGCGGAAUAAAGCACUUCUGAAGUGGAGGAGUUCAGACUCCCACAACACCACCUACACCGUGCAGUACCACAUCGGCAGAGAGGAUGGAGUGUGGCUUGACCUGCCGGGCUGUGUGAACACGCCGGAGAAGCAGUGUGACUUCAGCGCCAUUGCAACGCAACUCUACGGAGCAACACUGCAAGUGCGCACCCAACGACACAGCGUCUCAUCUCCAUGGCAACAGAGCAAGCAGGAAGUGGGAUGUGUUCAUACUGGUUCCUGUUCUCCUGAGGUGGUUGCCAUGGCGUCUCCUGGUUACCUGAGUGUCCAGAUGGAUCGUGAGCGCAGUGACCAGAGCCUUCAGGACGAGUACGAGGGACACCUGAGCUACAGAGUGCUCUACGGCAGGGAGAGAGAGGAUAGAGAGGAUAUGAAGGUGUUUUGUGAGGGCUGUGUGUCAGCGGUGCGUGUGGAGCCGUUAGCUGUUGGAGAGCGGUACUGUGUACAGGUGCGCUACCUGCUCUACAGCAAACCAUACGGCUCACCCAGCGACCCUGUGUGCCGGCUCAUCCCACACUCAGAGCGGGAGAAGGAGCUGUACCUGGCGGUGUCUCUGGCUGCUGCUUUCUCCGUGCUGGUGGCCCUGAGCAUCGGCUGCUACUGUUUCAUCAACUGCCACUACACACACAUCAAGGACUACAUGAGACCUUGCAGUCUGCCUGACCACUUUACUGAGUUCUUCUCAGGAGAGUUUGUCCAGACGCUGGCCAAUCCCAGUGCAGAGCUGCAGUCACAUGACCUCAUCAGCAGCAUUGAGGAGGCGGAGUUUAAGGAGGAAGAGGAAGUUGGAACUACGACCCUGAGCCAAUCAGAGUGUCUGACUCUUGUGGACGAGGAAGAGGAGAGGGGGGAGGAAGAGGAGGGGGGAGGGGGCUACAGAGACUAUGAGGGCUCUGGGUACAACUCUAACUCAUCACUGAUAUCACACACACACACACACACACAUGAACAAAUCUCACUCCAAGCUGAGUUCAAAACUUCAGAAUCCUGAACUUGACCAUUAAUUGUGUGUGUGUGCGUUUGCGCAUGAGCGAGCAAGUGGAUGGGUGUGUGUGUAUCUUGUUUGUGUUGCUGUAUGAGUAGAUACAACUUUCAAUCCGCCCAAUCAUCUACGCUACGCUACGAAUAGAUGUUUGAGUUAGAGAGGGUCAGCUUACCAGAGCAAAGUGGGAGUUGGGGCGGGAUCGUGCGUAAUGCCAGCGGUGGGAAAGCUUGGUUUUGGUCAGAUUACAGCAGGUGUAAUGUAUGUAUGUAUGUAUGUAAUGUGUGUGUGUGUGUGUGUGUGUGUGUGUGUGUGUGUGUGUUUGAGUUUGAGAGGGUCAGCUUACCAGAGCAGAGUUUGUUUCUAUUCAUGAUUUCAUCCAUCACCAGCACAUCACAUGCUUCAGCAUUCUGUCUGUGGGUGUGUGUGUGGGUGCCAUACUUUAUGAUUCUGGUGUGUAUGACACUGGCAAUAAAUGUGACAUGUCUGAA